UUUUAGAUAAUGUUCAGGGAAACGUAUUUAACAAUCCUUUUCUGCGCAACAUGCUUGGCUCUGCCGAUGUUCAAUUCACAUUUAACGAAAGAUAAUGACGAAAUGGAAAACAUUCGAGUAAAACGUUAUGGUUUUCUUGGUGGCUACAAUCCGUAUCUAAAUAAUUCGCCCUACACAUACAAAUUCAAAACUCCGCUUUUCAAGGUGAAAAUUAAAAGUGGAGGCUAUCAAAAUGAUUUCUCCGGUCAUCAGCCAUACGGGUUUGGGGGUACUGGUUUUUAUCCAUCAUAUGGUGGCAGUGCUUUCCAUCCGCCACUUAACUUACCUUAUGGCUAUCAUUACAAUCCUCAUGGAUAUGGAUGGUACGGAUAGAUGAUUUCGCUAUUUUUUUCAAAACGAUAUCUGUAUAUGAUAAGCUGUUCUGCAUUGUUUAACUGUUGACUAAUACCCAAUAUUUUUUCAAUUAUAUCGUAAUUACACACGUGAGAAAUAUUUUAAAAUGUGAUGAAAGAAG
Molecule: messenger RNA, 514 nt
Organism: Loa loa (African eye worm)
Lineage: Eukaryota; Metazoa; Nematoda; Chromadorea; Rhabditida; Onchocercidae
Product: prismalin-14
Exons: 2
Coding region: 10-372 (120 amino acids)
Source: RefSeq, a predicted model, not a curated record